AUGUUCAAACACCGCUCGCCCUGCUUGUUCCUGUUACUUUGUCUUAUUGUAAAUGUAAAUUGUAAGCCUUCGAAAGACAAACUGAGUUCUGUAGCCAAUCCAGAAGUUGUAAACAAUCCAUUGCCAGAAAUUGUUUUGAGACAUCAAGUGGCUGGUGUUGAAGAUAGUGAUGAGGAGCUUAUAACUGACAAAACUGGUAAGAUAAUAUCAAAUUUUAAAAUAUUUUUAAAAUUUUUUAAAGUUUGGUAAUUUAAAAUUUGUUAUUUUAUUAUUAUUAAAACCAAAAGAGAAAUAAAAAUCAAAAAAAAAUUUUAAUUUUGUAUACACAUGUUUCAUAGUAUAACUUGGUCUCGGCAGUCUGCAAACCUUGCAAAUUACUAAUUUUAAAUAUUAUUUUUGUAAUUCUAAUGAAAAAUUAUAUUUUAAAAGAUUUUAAUAAUUAAAAAAUAAUUUUUUCAAAAAUACAUUUUACCGUAUAACUUGUCUCCGGCAGCCUGCAGCAAAAACAAUAAAUAAUUGUCAUCGUAUAAUAUAAGAAGUUUCUUUAAAAAGCAAAAAAUGGCAGGAACCUUCUUUACAAAUCAAAAAAUGGCAAGAACUUUCUUUACUAAACAAAAAAUAGCAAAAACUUUCUUUACAAACGACAAGAAAUGGUGAGGACUUUCUUUACAAAACAGAAAAUGGCAAUAACUUUAUUUACAAACCAAAAAAUGGCCCAAACACUAAAAAAAUUGUUGAUUUUUUAAAUUUUUUAGCGUACCAUAACUAAAAUAUUUUAAAAUUUUUUUUCUAGCAUCAACUCUAAAAACAGAAGAUUCAGAAGCUUCUUUACCGAAAAAGAUUCAAGAACUUGUAGAGAAAGCAUCAACUGACAAUGACAAACACUAUAAGAAAUAUCCUAGUCCAUUGAGUAGUAGUGAAGAGAAUGUUAGUCUGGUGAAGGGUUCUGUGGCUUCAAAGGGCUUUAAAAUUGGCAGCAAUGAUGGUAGUAAUAGUAGUGAUGGUGAAGUUAAUAGUGGUAGUAGCCAUAGCAUAGAAGGUCAUGUUAACAUUGAUGAAGAUGAAGGUCAAGCUGAUAAAACUGAAGAUUCUAAAGCCAAAUUAACUACAAAUGAAAUGCCUAACCAAGGAGAUCAAAAAAAAAUGUCAUUCUCAAGUUAUAAUAGCAAGUCCAAUGACAAGCCUAAUCCACUAUCACUACAUGAUCAAGCUGAACGACUGGUCGAAGGUAACUUGAGAGAUAUGGAGAAAUGUGUACCAUGUACAUCAAUUAGUCAACCUGAAGACUGUGAACCUUGUGACAGUGCUGAAAUUGAGCUUAAUGGGUCAGGUCUAUCCUACUCUAACAUGGGUAAUGGUAAUGGUGAUGACUCAAGAGUAAGUGAAGGAGAAGAUGAUCGAAUGUCAUCAAAAGAUAGAAAGAAUCUUGGCGCUACAGGCUCUGUAGAUAGAUCUACGUUAACUUCUGAGCUAAUUAGUCAAACUACAAAUGAAAAAAGUUCAGAAGAAACAACACUAUCAACCUUGUUAACCCCAAGACCAAGAAAAGCUAGCCUUAAGCUGGGUAAGACGACUGAGAAUGCUGAUACAACUUCAAAAGAAGCUACUACAACCACAGAAUCAACUAAAGUUAAAAGAAAUAAUAAUAAUGAUGAUAAUGAUAAAGAAAAAGAAGAUAAUAAAGAAGAUAAUGAAGAAAAGAAAGAAGAAGAAAAUACAACAAUAACGUCAGAUUCAUCUAAAGAACCCAAUAAAGAAGAAAAUAAAGACGAGAAAGAAAGUAAUGAAGACGGUAAAGAAAAAAGUUAGCACCCUUUUCUACCCUACCCUACCCUACCCUAUCCUACCCUACCCUAAAUUACUAAACCUUACUUACUUUAGUCUGCUCUAUCCUAUUCUAAUCUGUCCUGCCCGACUCUACAGUAUCCCGCAAUACUCUACCGUACUUGUCAUUAACCUUCUAAUUUACUCUACCUUUCUGUCCUACUCUACCCUUCACCUUCCUACUUUAUCUUCCUUUACUUUACAGUACCGUUUUUUGCUUUAAAAUACUGUAACUUUCCUUACAGUAACUUACGUUUUAGUACUUUUCUUUACCCGACCUUACUCUACCCUCUUCUUCCCUUACAUACAGGGCCGGGCGCAAGGGGGGGGGGGAGGGGGGGGGGCGGGUACCGCCCCCCCCAGAAAAAAAUUUUUGAAAAAAUUUGAACGUGGUCCGCCCUGUGGAUUUUCGGAAAAAAAAAUUUGCAAAAAAUCGGCACAGGUCCCCUGUGCCGAUUUUUUGGACCCCUGCCCCCAGACCAAAAGACCCCGCCCGGCCCUGCUUACAUAUAUUAAGUUUUAGCAAAACCAGACCACCAAUCAGAAGGAAUCUUGCCAACAGUAGACACAGAAAUCAAGAAGGUUGAUGGUUUUCCAACCAAGGAGCAGUAUAUUGAGUUAGCCGAUAACACAACAGAAGAGUUUGAUCGUUUAGCCUAUGGCAAUAUGGAUGAUGUCUUUCCUGAAGUUGAACGUGAGACUGAUGGCAUUACAGUAAGAUUAGGGCCAAGUCCAUUCCCUGAAACUACUGAAAAGGCUAUCAUCGGAAUGGCUACUAUUGAUGUAAGGGUUACUGUAACUUUUUUAGAAAUUAGUGUAAUUUUCUAAAGUAUUACAGUAUCUAUGUUACAGUAAGAAGUCUGCAUAUUACUGUAAUGUAUUUUUUAUAGUUUGACGAAACUUUCUUUACAAGCUUUAAUUUAUAAUUAAAAUUUAAGGCCCCAGUCGAGAAAGUGUACAAACUAAUGGUACCUUGGUUCCCAUACCGGUUACAAUGGGAUGGAGAGUUAUAUGAAGAUAUGAAAGUGUUAAAAAGGAUAGACAAUGAUGUAAGUGAAGCCCUAGGAGAGAGCUCUAGCCCAGAGCUCAGAGCCCUGGCUCUAGCCUAGAGUCCUAGCCAAGAAACCUAGCCCUAGCGCAAAGCCGCUCAAAGCUUAGCCCAAAGCUUUAGCCUUAUAGCCUUAGCCCAGAGCCCUAGCCUAAAGCCUUAACCCAAAGCUUAAAGCCCAUUAGCCUUCCCUACCUUAUUAUGCUUUACAAUAUUCUGCCCUGCCUUAACUUACCUUGUUCUUCACUGCCCUCCUCUACACUAUCAUAUCCUAGUGUACCUAUUCUAUCUUCCUGCUCUACAAUAUUGAAAAUUUUAUUUAUUUUAGACCUUGUUGGUACAUUCCGUAGUGAAGAAAAAGCUUAUAUUGGACCCACGAGAUUCUGUCGAUGUUUACAGAGUAAGUAACUAAACAGAUACUUUGAAAUUUAAAAUUUUAGUAGCUAAAGUUUUUAUAAACUAAAUUUUCAUUUUUUUAUGUCAAAAAAAGUUUUGUCGUUUUUUACACGCAAAACCGUGUAAAUCGACGACAAGACUUUUUUGCCAUUUUUAAUAUAACGUAAAACCAAAAAACUAAAAACUUUGUGAUAUUAUAAUGAAAAGACUUUCUAAAAUACAACUUCAGUACCAAACAUUUGCCAAUAAAACCACAAAAAUUGCUCUUCAAUCGACCACCAACCCAGAUUGGCCAGAGAUCGAUGGUUACACGAGAACAGUGCAAAGACUGGGCGGAUUUACAAUUGAACCCAACAAGGAUAAUCCCCAGACCACCGAUAUGAAAGUGAGUUGUUGUUUAUGUUUUUUGAUCAUAUUUUUAUAGUUUUUGAACAAAAUUUACUUUUUUUUAAUUUUUAAAAAUUUAAAAAUUUUAAAUUUUUUUUCAAAUUUAAAAAACGAGCCGAAUUUUAGACGUUCGUAUUUUACUUUAGUCUUACAAUUAAAAACAGUUUUGCAAAAUUAGAAUCCUUAGUUUUGGUUUGGGCAUCUUUAAUCGUAUAACUUGGCCGCGCAGGCUGCAGGAGCUGAAAAGCGUAUAAAAACACUAUUGGGAAGGUAAAAUACGAUUGCUUCAAUAAUGAAGACAGUAAAAAAUUAUUUUUUUUUAUAUUAUGAAAGAACUUUCUUUACAAAAAAUAAAUUUUUUUUAAAUAAAAAAAAAUUAAAAAAGUUUUAAGAAAAUUUUUAAUUUUUGAAAAGUUUAAAUACAAUAAAAAUCGUCAACUACUGUAUUUUACUUUAUUCUUUACUUUCUACUGAUAACUGUUACGGUCAUUAAAAUCUAUCGUUUUGCUUCGGACAACUUUCAUCGUAUAACUUUGCUGCGCAGGUUGCAAGACCUUUAAUUGAUGUAUAAAAAGGCAUUGAAAAUGUAAAAUACGACCGUUAAAUUCUAAAUGAUUUUACAAGAAAAUUUUUAAAAAAUAGUUUUUAGUACUAUGAAGAAACCUUCUUUACAAAAAAAAUUUUAAUUUUUAAAAUUAAUUUAAAUUUUUUUGAAAUCUUAAAAUUUAGGCCAUCACAGUACUAGACCUGAACCUUCCAGUCCCAGGAUUUUUGAGUUCUUUGGCUGAAAAGUUUAAGCCUGGUCAAAUUGAAGAGUUUUUCAACCGGUUGAAGAAGGCGGCUGCUGAUAUUGUCGUACAAUAA
Messenger RNA from Bursaphelenchus okinawaensis, 4519 nucleotides. NCBI's taxonomy places the organism in Eukaryota, Metazoa, Nematoda, Chromadorea, Rhabditida, Aphelenchoididae. The record is from the annotation of a GenBank genome assembly.